This is a messenger RNA of Rhododendron vialii, 3542 nucleotides long. Its product is annotated as receptor protein-tyrosine kinase CEPR2. Lineage: Eukaryota; Viridiplantae; Streptophyta; Magnoliopsida; Ericales; Ericaceae. Gene Ontology annotation, biological process: protein phosphorylation. The record is from RefSeq and is a predicted model, not a curated record. The transcript is spliced from 3 exons. Gene Ontology annotation, molecular function: protein kinase activity; ATP binding; receptor serine/threonine kinase binding. The coding region runs from base 348 to 3317 and encodes 989 amino acids.
AACUACCAAAAAUACAAUAUUCAGUAGUCCCUAUAAACCACAGAGAGACUCACACGUUAAAAACCUUUCUUUUUCUAAGCUCACUCACUCCAGCUCAUAGUCUCAUCUCCUCUGUUUCCACGGAAAUCCACAUCAUUAGAAGAAGAAAGAAGAAGAAGGGUACUCCUAAUUCAAUUUCAUAAACUAAAUACAGAUAUAUAUGAUCAGAAGAAGCAGCUCCUGCUUCUGGGUUUUGUGAUAAAUCCAUAGUUUCAAAGUGGUGAGCUUCAGAUUUCCAACAUCCCUCAUUUUCGAGCUGUUCCAAUGAUGGUGCUUGGUAUGUGAUCCAAAACCUUUUCUGCAGUCAAAUGACCCUUUUGCCCCUCCCAAUUCACGCCAUGGCCAAAAACCCGCCUCUCUUUUCCCUCCAAAUCCUAACUACUUUAACGGUUUUCUUUUCCCUUUUUCACCCUUCAAUACCCCUGAAGGCUGAAACUGAAGCCCUUCUUGAUUUCAAAAACCAGCUAGAAGACCCCUUGAAUUACUUGGAUUCCUGGGGAAAAGAUUCAGAUUCUCCGUGUGGCUUUUUCGGAGUUUCUUGCGAUCCAAACACGGGUCUAGUCACUGAAAUUUCCCUGGACAACAAGUCCCUCUCCGGUUCAUUAUCUCCCUCCAUUUCCAUGCUCCAAAGCCUCCAAUCUCUUGUGCUACCUUCGAAUUCGAUUUCCGGGGAAAUCCCGUGGGAAUUGAGCAACUGCACCAAUCUUAGAGUUUUGAAUCUCACCGGGAACAAUAUGAAUGGUUUCCUGCCUGAUUUAUCUGGUCUGAGAAACUUGGAGAUUCUUGAUAUUUCGGUAAACUACUUUUCCGGUGGAUUCCCAAAUUGGGUGGUGAAUUUAACUCAGUUGGUUUCUUUAGGCCUUGGGGAUAAUGACUAUGAUGAGGGUGAAAUUCCCAGGAGUCUUGGAAAUUUGAAGAACUUAACUUGGCUUUUCCUCGCCGGUUCGAAUUUGAGAGGCGAAAUCCCUGAAUCUAUUUUUGAGCUGAGCGCAUUGGGGACUUUGGAUAUUUCUACGAACAAUAUUUCUGGUAAUUUCCCAAAAUCGAUAGCCAAACUACGUAACCUAUGGAAAAUUGAGCUGUUUCAAAAUAAUUUGACGGGAGAACUCCCGGUUGAGGUAGCAGACCUAUCCCUUUUGCAAGAAAUCGAUAUUUCUGUGAAUCAGAUGUUCGGAAAAUUACCACAAGAGAUCGGAAAUCUGAAGCUUUUGACAGUCUUUCAACUGUACGAGAAUGACUUCUCUGGCGAACUCCCUAUGGGAUUUGGAGAUUUGCGCCAUCUCAAAUCGUUUUCGAUCUACAGAAACAGGUUCACAGGACAGUUUCCUGAGAAUCUCGGUCGGUUCUCUCCUUUAAAUACUAUAGACAUAUCAGAGAAUCAAUUUUCCGGGGGCUUUCCAAAAUUCUUGUGCGAAACUGGGAAUUUGCAGUUUUUGCUUGCAUUAGAAAACAAAUUUUCUGGGGAGUUGGCAGAUAAUUAUGGUAGGUGCAAAUCUUUGGAGAGGUUGAGGAUUAAUCAGAACAACCUUUCUGGGGAAAUCCCAGAUGGGUUAUGGGCACUUCCUAGUGCAAAAAUGAUAGAUUUCAGCGAUAAUGGAUUCACUGGUGGGAUUUCUCCCAAUAUUGGGAUUUCCACUAGCUUGAAUGAGUUGGUUUUGACUAACAAUAGGUUUUCAGGUGAGCUUCCAGCGGAACUUGGCAAAUUGACACAAUUGGAAAGGCUGCAGUUAAAUAACAAUGAGUUCUCUGGAGAAAUACCAGCAGAAAUUGGCUCUCUGAAGCAGUUAUCAUCUUUGCAUUUGGAAGAGAAUUCAUUUGCUGGACAAAUCCCAGCAGAAUUGAGGCAAUGUGCUAGACUUGUGGACUUAAACCUUGCUGUUAAUUCUCUAAGUGGUAUUAUACCCAAUGCAAUAUCACAGAUCAACUCGCUGAAUUCUCUGAAUCUUUCUAGAAACGAACUUAAAGGUUCAAUUCCGGAAAAUUUACAGAUGUUGAAGUUGAGUUCGAUUGACUUGUCGAAAAAUCAGUUGACAGGAAAAAUUCCAGUCUUUCUUCUCUCCAUGGGAGGCGACCAAGCAUUUGUUGGAAACAAGGGGCUAUGUAUUGAUGGAAGUUCUGAAACUGAUCCUAGUUCGGGGUUGGCUGUUUGUAGUGGUAAUAGUCUACACAAAAGAUUCAUUGGGAAUAAACGGGUUAUUUUCUGCAUUAUAUUGGCCACCUUAGUUGUUAUUUUGGGCGGUUUAUUGCUAGUGAAUUACUGGAACUUCAAGCACAGUGAAGCGAAUGACAUGGAAAAUGAUCUAAGAUGGGAUAAGGAAACGAAUCCCAAGUGGAAUCUUGAGUCUUUCCAUCCGGUGGAAUUGGAUGCGGAAGAGAUAUGCAAUUUGGAUGAGGAAAACUUGAUUGGAAGUGGAGGUACGGGAAAAGUUUACCGAUUAGAUUUGAAGAAAGGAGUUGGCACGGUGGCAGUGAAGAAACUAUGGAAAGGGAAUGCGGUGAAGGUUUCGGCAACAGAAAUGAAUAUUUUGGGAAAGAUAAGGCACAAAAAUGUAUUGAAGCUUUAUGCAUGUUUACUGAAAGGAGGCUCAAGUUUCUUGGUGUUUGAGUAUAUGGAAAAUGGCAAUGUUUUUCAAGCACUUCAUCGAGAAAUCAAGGGUGGGGAAGUGGAGUUGGAUUGGUAUAAACGGUACAGAAUUGCUCUAGGAGCUGCAAAAGGACUUGCGUAUUUGCAUCACGACUGUUCCCUUCCUAUUAUUCACAGGGACAUCAAAUCAACUAAUAUAUUGUUAGAUGAGGAUUACGAACCAAAAAUUGCUGAUUUUGGGGUCGCAAAGAUUGCAGAAGGGUUCUACUCCCAUGGGGGAUCUGAAACCAGCUGUUUUGCCGGUACUCAUGGUUACAUCGCCCCUGAGCUGGCAUAUACUCUGAAUGUCACCGAAAAGAGCGAUGUAUACAGUUUCGGUGUUGUACUACUUGAAUUAGUUACUGGUAGAAGGCCAAUAGAGCAUGAGUACGGAGAAGGAAAGGAUUUGGUUUAUUGGGUUUCAACACAUCUCUAUAAUCUCAAAGAUGUCCUGAAAGUACUUGACAACAAGAUCGUAUCUGACAGUAUCCGAGAUGGCAUGAUAAAGGUAUUGAAGAUCGCGAUUCUUUGCACCACCAAGCUUCCCAAUCUUCGCCCUAGCAUGAAGGACGUGGUUAAGAUGCUGGUUGAUGCCGAGCCUUACCCUUUCAGAUCUCCAAACAAGCACGGAAAGAAAGAACAGGUUCUCGUCUAAAUCCUUUUUGCUUUUCGCUAAUGUUUUUAGUUUUGGAAUUCUGACAUAGAUUCAAAGUCUAUUUUCUUGCAUAUUGGCCGGCCGACUUUGGCAUAGUAUGAAUUCAGUGUAAGCAGUGAAGAAGCUUUUGUUUUGCUAUUGUUAGGUGAAGCUUGGUGUUGUAAAAGUACAUACUGUAAUCUGAUUGGGAGCUUAAAGUUAUUUGUGCAUACUUGCACUUUUAAA